Magallana angulata is the source of this 7371-nucleotide messenger RNA. Its product is annotated as histone acetyltransferase KAT6B-like. The transcript has 20 exons. Gene Ontology annotation, molecular function: DNA binding; zinc ion binding; histone acetyltransferase activity. NCBI's taxonomy places the organism in Eukaryota, Metazoa, Mollusca, Bivalvia, Ostreida, Ostreidae. The record is from RefSeq and is a predicted model, not a curated record. Gene Ontology annotation, cellular component: nucleosome; nucleus. Gene Ontology annotation, biological process: nucleosome assembly; regulation of DNA-templated transcription. The coding region runs from base 299 to 6439 and encodes 2046 amino acids.
GUUUUGAAAGCUCGGUAGCCAUAUUUACAAUGGUGGACAACUGAACUAUUUGAAAUACCAUUGUGUGUGUUUGUUCAUUUUUACCUCCUUUAUGAACGUUGCUUAACCAGUAUCAUUGACGUGCUUAAAGAAGAUGGGGUAAAAAUCCUCUAAUGUAGACAAAUUAUGCAAUCAUCUUGUGUUCAAGUAUAGAUAUUGCUGCCUUAUGUUUGAACACACUGCAUUUGAGAUGGUCAAUCUCAAGAAAAAUGUAGUCAACACCUUAAAAACCAACCAAUUUUAAAAUUCUUUAAUCGACAUGGUUAAAGACAGUGAGAAAGACAGACUUUCAGACCCCACCUAUGCAAAGUGGUUGUUAGAUGCCAUCAAUAAAGUUAAACAUCAGAAGCAGAGGCCAAAUUUUACAAGGAUAUGUAAUGCUGUGCGACAGUUUCAUCAAGUAAGUCAAGAAUCCAUUGCUGAACAGCUUGAGCUUACUGUGCAAGAUGGAUUGAUAUUAAAGGUUGCCAGUAAAGACGGAAAUUGGACAUACCGCGACCCCUCUGGGGUGACUCCAUGCAAAAAUAGGAGUUUAAAGGUCACUCUCAACAUGGAUCUAACAAAGAUAAUUGUGAAAACAAUUAAAGAGCUUGCAGAUCCACAAGGUUCGAAUCUGAAGAAGAUAAAAAGUUACAUCAUCUCGACCUAUAAUCUGGAUGUGGAGGAGGGAGUAGAGUUGGGAGAACAGCUGAAAGUGUCCCUGAAGAAAGGUGUGGCCAGUGGACACCUGGUCAGGGAUGGACACUGUAUCAAGGUGGGGAACAAAGGGCUGGACGAGUCCACGGCCAGCUCCAGUAAUUCGGGCUCCUACGACGAAGACUCGGCCAGUGACCUGUCAUUUUGCUUUGAACAGAAAACAAAAUGUGCCAAACCUGUUCUGAUCUGCUGCUUCUGCCUUGGAGAUGAAAACAAGAACAGAGACGGUGUCCCCGAGGACCUGAUCUCGUGCGCUGAGUGUGGUAACAGCGGGCACCCCUCUUGUCUUAAGUUUUCACCAGAGCUAACAGAGACAGUUAAAAAGCUUCGUUGGCAGUGCAUUGACUGUAAAACCUGCUCAUUUUGCCAGAAAUCGGGUAGAGAGGACAAUAUGUUGUUUUGUGACCUGUGUGACAGAGGCUUUCACAUGGAGUGCUGUGAUCCACCCCUUAGCAAAGCUCCAAAAGGUAAAUGGAAAUGCAACAUCUGUGACCCCGACCGAGGGAAUGGGAAAGGGAGGCAUUUCUUGGAAAUGGCAGCAAAGUUAGCAAAGAAACAGAAACCAAACAAAAGUCACCACAAAGACAAGAACGAUGCUGCCAAGUGCCCCACCCCUGGUUGUGAUGGUACAGGAAAUGUGAACAGCAAGUCAGCCUACCACAGAACACAACUAGCAUGUCCCAAAUUGACAGCCCAACAGAGAAAAAUAUGCAGAAUACAGAAAAAAUACAGAAACAAUAAAAAUGGGGAUGUGUCCGAGUCUGAUGAAGAGACUGGUAAUGUUCACAAGUCUAAUAGCAGGCCAACUAAAGAGCACCCCUCCUCUGCUGAUGGGUCCAAUGAUUCUUCAGACGAGGAUGUGAGCCACACCUUUGAGCCAUUUUUCAACAUCGAUAAGCCGAAAGGUUUAGUCGAUGGUCUCUCCAAAUUUUUUACCCCAACCAACAAACGCACCUCUCGUGUUUCUCUAAAUUCCUAUAACGCAGAUUUGGCCGCCAUUCCUAAACACAAAAAGAUGAAUGACCAGACCAAAAGUAAUUCUCAGCAGGCUGCGAACCGUCUGAUUAAGCGGUCCAAGUACUUGCAGGCCAAUAAAGCCCGCAGAAAGUGUUUAGAGCCACCAGGUAGUGGUCAGUUGAAGGGAUUGUUUGACGGCCUGUCACAUCUGUACACUGCUCAGGGAGAUCGCACCAAGUCUCACGAACAGUUGAAUCAAGAUGCAAGCAAGAAAAACUCUAAAUAUGAUUUUAUUCCUGUUAUUGAUGAAACAAUGUUUACAUCUGUGAAGGACAAAUUGGCAGAGAGUGACGAUUCCUCAAUUUCUUCAUCAUCUGCAGGUUCAUCUUCAGAGACUUCGUCAGAGGAUGAGCAAGAAAAUUCUUUUGCCACACCGUCCAUGAGCAAUUCAAACAGCUUUUUAACUGGGAAACAUAAGGGUUUUGUAAAGAGGAGGGGUGCAGGUAGAGGCAAGAAACCUCUCUCUGAAAGACAAGUGGGGGUGGGAAAAGUUGUUAAAAGAGGCUUUGGAAGGGGUCCUGGUCGGCCUCCUUGGAAGCAUCUUAUUGGGUCAGUUUAUUUGGGGAGGGAGAGGGUAAUUGACAAGAACGGUUUAACCAAUCAUAAGUUCAACAAAGGACAUGGCUUAAAAGGGGGGAAGGGUUUCAGUCACGGAACUGUUAGUGAAAAAAAUGGAUCAAUUAAGAACUUCUUCAGUCCUAAAAGUGCCUCUACACCAUCCCCAAGAGGACGAGGGCGGGGAGCUGUGUCUCAUAAAAACUCUCUGGCUGACAGGUCGGCCCACACAACGCCCAAAGGCAGAGGACGUGGUGCAGUCGCUGGAAAGCGCCCUUCGAGUGUCAGUUCACACUCAUCGGACAACUCGGACGAUGAGGAGGAAGAGGAGGAGGCGGUGGACCUGUCCUCGGGGCUGCCCCCGGGGGUCAGUGAUGAGGACCUUCUGCUAUUCAAACAGGCCCAGGAGAAGGCCCAGGAAGCUCUUCUGGAGUUGGAAUUUGAUUUACAGGAUGCAGCCAGACAAAAUGGGGAGCCAGAGGUUGCUGCAGCCACGCCAGUGCCCCUCCCCGCAGUCCCUGGGGGGCCGGGCAGGUUUCCCCCAUGCAUUGAAUUUGGGAAAUAUGAAAUUCAGACUUGGUAUUCCUCCCCAUACCCACAGGAGUACGCCAAGCUUCCUAAGCUCUAUAUCUGUGAAUAUUGUCUGAAGUACAUGAAAAGCCGUAACAUUCUGCAGCGACACAUGGAGAAGUGUGACUUGUUGCGGCCCCCAGCCAAUGAGAUUUACAGGAAAGAUGACCUGUCUGUGUUUGAGGUGGAUGGAAACGCCAGCAAGAUCUACUGCCAGAAUCUAUGUCUGCUAGCCAAGCUGUUCUUGGAUCACAAAACACUUUACUAUGAUGUUGAACCAUUCCUGUUCUAUGUAUUAACUUUGAAUGAUGAGUAUGGAAGUCAUCUUGUAGGGUAUUUUUCAAAGGAAAAACACUGCCAGCAAAAGUACAACGUAUCAUGUAUCAUGACAAUGCCUCAAUACCAAAGGAAAGGAUAUGGGCGAUUCCUGAUCGACUUCAGUUAUAUGUUGUCUCGAGUAGAAGGACAUCCAGGCUCCCCAGAGAAGCCCCUCUCUGACCUGGGGAAGGUCAGUUACCUGGCCUACUGGAAGAGCGUCAUCAUAGAAUACCUCCACAAGUACCAAGACUCGCGCAUCACUAUCAAAGGGAUGAGUCGUGCCACUGGAAUGUGUCCCCAUGACAUUGCCCACUCACUGGAAAUGUUGAACAUGGUGGCUCAGAAAGAUGACAAGAUUGUGAUUGCUGUGAACAAAGAGUUGGUCAAAGUACACAUGGAAAAAUUAGAAGCCAAAAAGCACCUGCGCAUUGACUUGGACCAAGAUUGUCUUCGCUGGACCCCGCUGAUUUCCAAUUAUGUAAUCAGCGAGGAGGAGAGGAAGGCUGAAACAGAGUUGCGAGAAAUGACCCAGAUGGUCAACAGAAUAGCAGAAGACAUGGAGUGGAUUGAAACAGUCAGUCCAACAGUUAGUCCACAGAAAGGUCGCCUCUUUUUGGAUGUACGCAGUCCCAAACUCAUGGAUGCAUUAGCCAGUCCAACAAAACUUGCAGCAGAGGCCAAAAAUUCAACAAGUCCCUUUAAAACAGAGGAGAAUCAGGUGAAGACUCCUUUGAAAGAGGAAAUGGAUGACUCUUCUGAAUCUGAGAUGGAGGAAAACCAUGUCAAGUCAAAGAAAGAAUCUCCUAAAAAAGAGGAAAAGGCAAACCAUCCCAAAAGAAAGGUUGGACGUCCUCCAGGUAAAAGAAAGCACCUAGACACUGACUUAGAUCCUCAGGAAUCCAAAAAGAAGCGGCUGGAGAAAGAAUCACAAGACAAUGACCCGGUGGAUCAUAGUGGUAAGGAAAACGAUGAACAAAAUGAAAAGGAGGUCAGUGAAGUGAAGAGAGAUGAGGAAGUGCCUAAAGCAAAGGGUCGCAGGGGCUGGCCUAAAGGCGUACCCAGGGGCUCUCCUGUUGUGUCCUCACCUCAGAAGAAGAAAGGAAGACCACCCAAGAAUUCAUACAGAACUUUGAUGGAGUCCAAGAAGGAAGCCUCUUCCGAGAAAAAUCAUGCAAAAACAAAUGAAAACUCUGACAGCUGUGAUAUCAAAGACCAGUCUUCCUGUAAUGAAAAUGGAUUGUUUUCCAAAACCAGUAACGAACAAGAUGACAGUGUUAACUCUCCCGAAGGAAAUAUUGACCUAGACGACCUGUCUAAAGAACUGGCAUCCGGCUCCCGAGAGUCGGACAGUUCAGAUAGUGAGAGUGAGAGUGACAAUGAGAACGUGAGUCGGGAGAUCGAGGAGGCCGUACAAGCCUUGCAGGAUGCUGAGCAGACGGACAUGGAGGACAUGCAGAGUGAUCUGAAUGACAUGGUGAAGAAAGAUGAUGAUGAGACAGAACAGCAGCGAGAGAGACACACUCCUGAUGACCUGCCUAUUCCUGAUCCUAGCCCUGCUCCCAUAGCCAUAGGAGGGGACGGUAUAUCAGAUACAAACAGUGAUGUUCCUGCCCCUCUAACACCCCAGGUCCCCACUCCAAGCAAGGAUCCUUCCACACCCGAGUGUAGUUUAUUGAAGUCUCAUCACCAAGAGGAGACUCCAAGCUUAGGACCAAAGACAGACAUACUGCUCGAGAGCAAGUCUGAUAGUAAACUUGAUGGAAUGAGAGUAUCUGGGUCCCCAGAGGACCCAGCUCAUGAAACGGAUGACGAUGACAUUCCUAGUGAUGAUAAUUUCCCAGAGGAUGAAAUUAACUCUCCUUCACUAUGUGGUGCAAGGAAUUUGGAAACUUGUUUGAGUAGUGAUAUUCAGGACAACUUUGAUCAAAUCACAAACACAAGUGCUAAUAAUUCAAUCCAGUCCAAUGAACAAAUGACUCCACAAAGUGUCAAUAACUGUGUAGAAAAUCCUCCCUCUGUCCCAUCAGUGAAGCAUUCACCCCUACCAACCACUUCACAGCAUCAACCAACGAUGGUUCAACAACCCCAUUUACAAAACCAGACUUGUAACAAUAUGCAGUCUGUUUUCACUCCACAACCAAAUGGCAUGAACAAUCUUCAACCGGGUUCCAACCUUGGCAGCACGUAUGGAGCGGUUGACAUUGAUGUUGUUACUCAGAUGGACUUAGAAUCUCCAACCUCCAUUAGCAGUAGUGAGCUGCAGAAUCCCAUCAGUUCUGGUACUGAUACAACUUGUGUUUCAAAUGUUCAACAAGCUCAGACUCUGAACAGCAUGCAGAACACUGCACCUGCUCUGAUUGGCAGCUUCUCUGACUGUGCACAACAGAUGCCCCAGCCCUACCAACAGGUGAACAUGAUGCAGGGUGCUCGGUAUAUGGACAUGGUAAACACGAGCUCCACUGGGUACAACAUGUCAAUGAUUCCACCCUCCACAAAUACCAUGCCUUACUGCUCCUCAUCUGCCAGUUCCUACACAUCGGUGUUGUUACAGCAAAACACUACACAGAGACUGACACACAGUGCCACUCCUUGUCCAAUACCUCAGGUUCCCAUCAACAGACAGAACAGUGCUCCAGCAGGCUACGCUGCCAACAGUUGUAGCCUGGCCAAACUCCAGCAACUGACCAAUGGUCUGUCCGACUUGAGUGGUAUGCCAGAUAAUCAGAUGACUCCUCCCCCCACAAUGACCCCACCUCCCCCUCACAUGACGCCAUCUCGUCAAAACCUUGCCACACCCCCAGUCCCUAACCUCCAAUCCCAGGCAGUCUCUGGUGCAGUCUCCCUGCAGCAGACUUACAAACAAUACCAGAGGCAGCGAGCCAACCCCCGCAAAAGUCCUAACAUUUCUGUGAAUCCCAAUAUGACUACAUUCACUCCCAAUGUGACGAUUCGCACCGGAUCAAACAUGAUAGUGGGCAAUUAUGGUAACUUCCAGGAUAUUUAUCGUAUGCAGCAACAAACAUUUAACCAGAGUUACAUGAAUCACCACGGCUUCAUUAAUUCUCGGCUACAGACCCCGCAGCUUCCUAUGCAGAUGUUCCCCAACAUGAACAUGAACGUCAACCCAGCCCAGCAACAUUUUCAGCAGCAUAUGCAGCCGCCUCAGUCCAACAACAUGUACACGUACGGCUACAUCAACGGUCAGCUAGGUCCCUCCCUCAAUAACGGGGUCAUGAGGAGGUAGUAGCUAGGGUCAUUUUGUGAUAUUAGGUGUAGUAUAUUAUCCCUAAUUUAUUUUUUUUGCCUUUAAUUAUAAAGCAGUUCUGUGAGAACAGAAAUGUUAACUAGUGUGUUGAUUUUAUUCCAAGUGACUUAUAAAUGAAAACUGCAGCAUCAUUUAACAUGUUUAAUUGUUCAAACAUGGAUGAGAUUUUUUUUUUCUGUUUUUAAAGGUGCAAUAAACAAUUACAUUUUAGUAAGUGGAACUUCAGUAUAAAGAUGCUUGUGUUUGUCUCUGUAACAUUACCUCAUUACCAACAGAUAAACAGAACUUGUAGGCACUGAUCACACUAAGACAGAUCUGGAAGACAGACACUUUUAGAAAUUCAUUGCCACAAAUGUUUAACAAAGAUUGUAAACAUAUAAAACCAUUGAAUUGACUAGGAAGAGAGCUGGUAUAACAGAUAUUCUUCCUUAUAAUGAGUAGGACUAGUUAUUUUGGGAAAUGAUGAAACAUGUAGUUGGUCCACUGAGUGCGUUGACUGUUUUAAUGUGGUGUAACUGGUGCUCCUCUCUCUUGGACAGAAUGAGUGACUGCAGUCACUAUUGUUCUUGUUUCUGGUCUUAUGUUAAGAUUUAGAAUGUUAAAAUAAGUCUGAAUGUAUGCCUAUUUCCAAAUGAAUAUUUUUGUUUUCAAUGGCCAGCUUAACCAACCAAACAACAACCAAUAUGUCUGUGGACAGACUGUUGUGUGUACUUAGUGUGGCAGGGGAUGGAAGGUUGUUAGUACAUAUAGUACUGUUGUUCAUAAAGACCCCCUUUUCAUCAAUAUUUAUCAUUAUCUACAUUUUGAAAUCACUGGUGAAUUCUAUUUUUUGUGCAGUUUGUACAUACUUUUCUUUCAUUUGGAAUGUGCAUUUAAUUAAAAUGAAUAAUAAAUUAUGAUUUUUUCUUUAA